Gallus gallus (chicken) is the source of this 6652-nucleotide messenger RNA. It is a transcript of the gene NR4A3, whose product is annotated as nuclear receptor subfamily 4 group A member 3. Gene Ontology annotation, biological process: regulation of transcription by RNA polymerase II; cellular response to corticotropin-releasing hormone stimulus. The transcript has 7 exons. Gene Ontology annotation, cellular component: nucleus; transcription regulator complex. The coding region runs from base 1725 to 3794 and encodes 689 amino acids. The record is from RefSeq and is a predicted model, not a curated record. Gene Ontology annotation, molecular function: RNA polymerase II cis-regulatory region sequence-specific DNA binding; nuclear glucocorticoid receptor binding; nuclear receptor activity. NCBI's taxonomy places the organism in Eukaryota, Metazoa, Chordata, Aves, Galliformes, Phasianidae.
CUCCGCGGAGAGCUCCCAGCCGGCGCCGACCCCGCCGCCGCCCGCCGCCGCCCGCGCCGCCAGCCCCACCAUUCAGCGCGCAAGGUACCCGCCAGGUGAGCCGGGGGGGGGAGCGGGGACGGAGGUGCGAGGCCGCCCCGAGCCGUGGGGGGGUGGGCGGGGAGCGGGAGGGGGGAAACCUGCGGGGCUCCGCGGGGGGCGGGAUGGGAAAGCGGCGGUCGCGGCGGCGAGCGCUCCGGCCCCGGUCUCCCGCUCGGCUGCGUGGUGGCACGGCACCUCCCGCGCGUUGCGGCGCCGGGGCUUUUCGCGACAGCGUGGGGGAAAGAAGGGACGAGCGCGGAUGUUCGGCUCCGCGGGGUCAGCGGUGUUGGCGCCCCGAGAGGAAGGGUCGCGCUGGGGUCAGUGAGGCGGAGGCGCUGGCGGCAGCGGGGUAGGAGGAGCCGCGUGGCCGCAGCGGACCUUUGUGUAGGGUCCGUUUUGCUGUCCCCAGGUCGGACUUAUUUUAGACUCGGGCUUUCUCAGCGAGCCCGUAGCAGAACGCAGGCCGUAACUCCGGCGUGCCCAGAAACACCCCCCACCCACACCGCUGCCUUCCCUCAGCCACUGCGCCUGCUGGGAGCAGCUGAAAGCCCUUUUACCCCUUAGCGGGCUGCACGUCGGCGCGGCCCCGCGGGGCAGCGUCUGCCCCGGUGCUCGGCGGUGCGGAGGUGCGGGGAGGGCACUGCUCUCCCUUUGUAUUUACUCUUGGAGCCGAACCGGCGAUAGCAGCGGGACUUGGCAUGGGCACAGAUAGCCAUAGGAAGAAAAGGAAUGGUGGGAGAUAGGCAGGGCUGGGAGGCGAGGCUUGGAAGAGCGCUGUCCUGCUGCCCGUUUUCUUUCAAAAAGCCGCGAUUUUAGAAAGAGGCACUGUUUUGUGGGGUGUUUUUUUUUUUUUUCUGCCACUUCUUAAUGUUGACUCAGAAAGAAAAGAGAUGGGAGCGCUGCGUGAUGGCACGGUGAGAGCUGGCGUUCGGUUCCCAUUUGCCUGCACAGCAGGGCUAGGAGUUGGUUUGGCACCUACUGGUUGGGUUCCCGCAUGGCACGCUCAGGUGGAUGUCUAAACAUCAUUAGCAAAGGGCGUCCUUAACGUACUAAAGCAAACCCCGUUAUUUGCAAUGCGGCUUUGUGUUUUAGCAGGAGUUAUUUAUCAGCUGCUUACCAAAUACAAAUUACCACAAUUAAGAGGAAACGAACUCAAUUUCGAUGGACGUUUUCCCCGCGUUCCUCUUCUCCUUCACUGGGGAAAAGGCAGAGAUGGGAGCGCUGUAGCCCCGGCUGCAGACCCCGGGCAUGCCGUGUGCUGUGGGUUUGGGUUGCAGACGUGGGGCAGCAGUUUGCGGUCAGGUGAACCUCACGUGGGCUGCGGCCACGAUUUCCUGCCAGCAACAAAAGAGGCAGUGCAUCAGUGGGAAAUGGGAAAGGACAAAGUCUUUGCAGCCGCGCGCCGCGUCGCUGCAAGCAUCCCAGCUCUCAGUGAGCCACGUUAACUUUUACGGCUGAUGGAUGAAACCAAUUCUGUUAUCUUAGAGAAACAGAAAUACCCCAUCCUUCUUUCUCUUACAGUUUUGCACGUUCAGGGCUACGUUUGAGCUCUGACGCCUGCUGCCGAUGUUGUUCCUUUCGUAACACGUAGCGAUUCUGUUCUAAUGCAUUUGGUAAUCUAGUUUACCCCUCAUGAAGAUUUUAUGGCACUCUCGCACGCAUACAGGGAUAGAUUUAGAACCAUAAACCGUUCCCGUUCUGCUUAUCUAAUUCUCAUUGACACCUAUGGAUAUGGAGCAGCGGAUCUGGGGCAGCCCGAGAUGGAUCCUUCUCCUACUGACAUCGCUAUAGAUUGGAGUUGCUCCCCAAUACCCGACCCCCAAUGCACGUUUCUUGCUGAAGGGCAGCGGCUCGGGGCUGAUUUAUGCUUCUCACCUCCAGAUAUGCCCUGUGUGCAAGCGCAGUAUAGCCCUUCGCCGCCCGGUUCGAGUUAUGCAGCUCAGACCUACGCGUAUGGCUCGGAGUACAGCUCGGAGAUCAUGAACCCGGACUAUGGCAAGCUGAGCAUGGAGCUGAGCGGCACCGAGAUCACCGCCACCGCCACCACCUCCCUCCCCAGCUUCAGCACCUUCAUGGAGGGUUACUCCGGCAGCUACGAGCUCAAGCCUUCCUGCCUCUACCAAAUGCAAUCCGCCUCCUCCGGCCAGAGGCCCCUCAUCAAGAUGGAAGACGCUCGGCUCUCCACCUACCAGCCCUCGCUGCCCCCCUCGGUGGACGAGAGCAUGCCCAGCACCUCCAUGUACUUCAAGCAGUCGCCUCCCUCCACGCCCACCACGCCCGGCUUCCCCCCACACCAGAGCCUGUGGGACGAGCCCCCGCUGCCUCCCACGCAGACCUGCCUGCCCCCCGGCCACCUGAUGGAGGCCGCUCCCAUGAAGACUGCGCCUCCGCGCUUCCCCCUCUUCCACUUCAAGCACUCUCCUCCCCACACGCCGCCGGCGGGCCCCCACAUGUGCUACGACCCGGCCUCCCUGAGCCUGCCGCUGGGCUCUGACAGACCGCCGGCCGGCCAGGCGCCCAUGGAGAGCCACUCCUACGGGCUGCCCCUGGCCAAGCGGCCGGCCACCUUAGCCUUCUCACCGCUCGGUCUCAACACGGCUGCCUCUGGCCUCAUGGGCGAGGCCAGCGGUGGUGGCGGUGGCGGGCUGCCCUCCCCGCCCAGCAGGAGUUCCUCGUCCGGGGAGGGCACGUGCGCCGUCUGCGGGGACAACGCUGCCUGCCAGCACUAUGGUGUGCGGACCUGCGAGGGCUGCAAGGGCUUCUUCAAGAGGACGGUUCAGAAAAAUGCAAAAUAUGUUUGCCUGGCAAACAAGAACUGUCCGGUGGACAAGAGACGCCGUAACAGAUGUCAGUACUGCCGUUUUCAGAAGUGUCUCAGCGUCGGCAUGGUGAAAGAAGUUGUCCGCACGGACAGCCUGAAAGGGAGAAGAGGUCGGCUGCCUUCCAAACCAAAGAGCCCCCUGCAGCAGGAACCUUCGCAGCCCUCCCCGCCUUCUCCUCCCAUCAGCAUGAUGAACGCCCUCGUACGAGCUUUAACCGACUCCACGCCCAGGGAGCUCGACUAUUCACGAUACUGUUCCACCGAUCAGGCUGCUGCAGGCACAGAUGCAGAACAUGUACAACAGUUCUAUAAUCUUCUGACUGCCUCCAUUGACAUAUCCAGAGGCUGGGCAGAAAAAAUUCCAGGAUUUACUGACCUCCCGAAAGAAGAUCAGACAUUACUCAUAGAAUCAGCUUUUUUGGAGCUGUUUGUACUAAGACUCUCCAUCAGGUCUGAUACUGCUGAGGAUAAGUUUGUAUUCUGCAAUGGACUUGUGCUUCAUAGACUUCAGUGCCUUCGUGGAUUUGGGGAGUGGCUCGACUCUAUUAAAGACUUUUCCUUAAACUUAAAGAGCCUUAACCUUGAUAUCCCAGCCUUAGCAAGUUUAUCAGCUCUAACUAUGAUUACAGAACGACAUGGCUUAAAAGAACCAAAGAAAGUGGAAGAGCUAUGCAACAAGAUCACAAGCAGUUUGAAAGAUCACUUAACUUUCAGUUGCCAAAACAAAGGACAGCCGCUCGAGUCCGCAGAGCCUAAGGUACUGGGUGUUCUUGCUGACUUGCGUUCUCUCUGCACACUGGGACUGCAGCGCAUCUUUUACCUGAAACUGGAAGAUUUGGUGCCAGCCCCUUCCAUUAUCGACAGGCUGUUUCUGGACACCUUGCCCUUCUGAGUCCAGCCACCCUCCUGAAAGGCAAAUGCCCACCAGAGCAGGCAAACGGAUCGUGACUUACCGCUAACAUUUCUGCCCUCACUUAACAGAAAAGCAGCUCCAGCUCUAAAAUGAGGUCUUUUCUGGCGCUUUGUCCUUACAACAUGAGGCCUAAAACUUACUGGCUUACUGUUUUGGGGUUGUGUUCUUCGUUUGUUUCUUUUUUUUUUUUUUUGUUGGUUUUUUUGUGUGUGUGCGUGCGUGUGCGUGACUUGGGUUUUUUAAACGGCUAAUAUGGCACUUUUGGACAAUGCUAUCCCAGCAGCAGUAAAAGGUUAACAUGACUGUUUCAAACCUGUUGUUUAACACCUCAUGGGACAUGAGGAAUACAGUGGUAGAAGCUGUGUGUUUGAAAACAAGAACAGCAAAUAGUUGUUUGCCAGGGUAGUAUGUGUUUUGUGAGGAUACCUUUAGCAUACUUCCUGCAUCAAGGGCACAUACAUCAGCACAAUCGAAACAAAAAUCUCACUUUUUUAACAAAGUACAUCCAAUUGAACAUUUCAUAUAAAUCCAAUAUAGCAAAAUGACGAUGGCUGUUAGCUCCCAUGUUCAAGUGCAAUUUUUUAAAGUGCUGUCUUACUAAGUCUUGUUUCUUAACUAAUUUAUUUUAAUAUGAAAAUAAAAGGAAGAAACCAAGUGAGAAGUUGACGUGCACUAACUUACGUGACAGAGUUUUCCAAACUUGACUCCGUGUAGCGUGACUUACUGACAAAUGUCUGUGGGAGACACGGGAACGACCGCGGCUCAGUUGUUCCCUAGACCAGGAGAUGCGAGUAAGUAGUGGCUGGAGCGCACAGGGUCUGCAUCAGGGAUAGUUUGCCUUUAGACUUCAAGAGAAGUACCUGGUUAGUAAACAGACGCACGAUGGGUUUCGAGAACAAGCGAGUCUUGUAAAAUAGUAUGAAUGUAAGUGCUAGGAAGGAUAUAGUGAGCUGCGUUUAAACAUUCCGUGUUCGUACUCCUUUUUGUAUGUUUAUACUGUUGAUGCCAUAUUAAUAUGAAAUAAUUUGUUGCAUAGUGUCUUUAUUUGUAUAAACGUUUGUAUGCAUGGUAUAUUGUAUUGGCUUUGCCUGUAUUUAUUGCAAUGACUGCCAGCUCAUAGGAGCCCUGUUACACACGAUAAGGAAAUGGGGUGUUCACACUGACUCAGAUACACCAGUUGGAAAACUAUAUACAUAUAUAUAAUGUGUAUAUAUAUAUAUGUAUAUACCUAUAUUUGUGUGUGUGUGUGCGUGAGCGUGCGCGUGUCUUUUUAUUAACCAUUUGUAUAUAAAAUAUCUGUCAGAUCACAAGCAGAGCUAUUUUACAGUUCAUUUGCAGUGACUUCUAAGGCAGUACUGUUUAGCACUUUGAUAUUAAAAUCUUGCUCAUGUUUUGCUAAAUUCAAAUAAUAUUUAAAGAUUUUAGUUCUAAAAAAAACUUUAUAUGCACUGUAUUAAGUCAAAAUUUUGUUGGUCAUUUUGCUAAGGAAAUUUUUGAAUGUCAACCUGAUGUCACUGUAUCUUUUGUUAGCUUUAAACAUUCUAGCUUUUGUCUUUUUUUAAACUAUGCUGUUUAUAUGGAAAUUAAAUUAUACAAUCAAAACAGAUGCCAAAUGAAUUGCCUAAUUGCUGCAAAGGAUAACCCAGAUAUCGAGUCACUGUAUGGUUUUCAAAUAGUAAUCUGGUAUUUUAUCACUUACUAUGUUUGGAUGUGCUUUUAUGAAAAAAUUAUUCUUAUAUCAAGAUUUAUAGUAGUGUCAAUAGGGAAACAGACUUCUAAUCACUAUAGUUAAUAUUUCCGGUUUACCUGCAGAUAAUAUUUGGAAAAGUAUUGCUUUUUGUAUUGACUUUUAAGCUUAUGUGCAAACAUAAUAGCAUAAUUAAAUAUCAGAGAAGCUAAUGUUUCUUGUAGGUUGCUGUAACAAGCCUGACCAGCAAGACAAAUAUAUUUUGACUGAACUUGCUUUUGUAUAUACUAAAUAUAUAUAUAUAUAUACAUAUAUAUAUAUACACACACUCACACACAUGUGCGCAUACAAAAACAUACAGAAGCCGAAUCAGAAAGUAUGUUUACCUUUGUCUCCUUGUGUCAGACACAAGGUCCCUUGGGAAAUCACUUCUGCCUAGGGACAGAGCCUGCCAGGCACUGAGCACCAGCGAAGGGGUCGUGGACGCUCCUUGUGAGCGGGCCCUUCCACUGAGUUUUCAGCACAGUGCAGUGAAAUUGCUUUUUGUCGGGCGAGGUUUAUUUAUUCAGUGGGAUGUGAACGGAGGGAGCAGGUCCAGAGCCCCACGUGAGAUUUCAUGUAGCCGGUGUGCUUCAGUCUUCCAUGGAUAGUCUUAACUGUGAUACUCUCCCAUUCCCGUCACCUACCGAACCGUCCUUCAUUUCAACUCCAGUGCACAGACCCAUCGUAGAGUGCAGCCAGUGACAGGUCACGAUGGUGAUAGAAGAAUUAAUGCAGAAUAAAUCUCCUACCUUCCUCACAGCUCUCUCAGUGUGAACAUGCCUUCGUCUAGGCAGAAUUCAGGAAUAUAUCAGGUGUUAAGGGAGAGUGCCUUGCUUUUGUUUCAGACAACAGUGUUUCAAGAGUUUCUUCACUCCGCUAACUGCAGUACUUUCUUCUUUUUCCUUUUUUUUUUCUUUUUGUGGUGUUAACCUGUGGGUUGAAAGAAACGCUCUUGUACAUAUACAAUGUAAAUUAAAAUUAUUAAAUUGAAUAACGUUUUUUUCAGAGGCCCCAUGUGUGUUGAAUAAGUAUGCUUAAUUCUGUCAAAAUCUGAUGUGAAUUUUUUAUCAUUUAUAAAACAUUAAAAAAUUGUGUACUUGAGUCUUAA